GAGCAAAAGCACCCCCCAACGCCUUACUCGAGUGUAACGCUCUACUCGAGUAAGGCGAUCGAGUAGAGCAUUGCGGGUGCUCUGAUGUGUUGUCAGUGUUUUAAAGAGUCGUCAUUUAUCUUUGUUAGUAGGAGUACUAUUUUCUGUCAGUUUCUUUUUCUACAAUGAAUCAAUGAUCUAAAGCGAAACCAAAAACUAAUCUCAAUCUCAUUCUAGGGUUUUACCAGGGUACAGUCUCACUACCUUUUUUGAAUUUCAAUCGCGCUCAAUAUCCCCCAUAAACAUGGCUGAAAACUCACCACCUCCGCCGUCGUCGCCGCCUUCACUAGAAGAACUACCCGAUCCCAAAAGGCAGAAAAUGUCAACCACCAUCACCUCCGACGAAGAAAAUCCACAAAACGCCGCCGCAAUUCCCAGAACCCCCAAGUACAAGCGCCGCAAAGUCGCGAUAUUCUUCGCCUACUGCGGCGUCGGCUACCAGGGAAUGCAGAAAAAUCCCGGCGCCAAGACCAUCGAGGGCGAUUUCGAGGAAGCCCUCUUUUUAGCGGGAGCAAUUCCGGAGGAUGAGCGGGGAAUGCACAGACGGUUCGAUUGGGCCCGGUCGGCUCGGACCGAUAAGGGCGUCAGCGCCGUGGGGCAAGUCGUGUCGGGCAGAUUCUUCGUCGAUCCGCCCGGUUUCGUGGAGCGGUUGAACUCCCACCUAUCACCGCAGAUUCGGGUGUUCGGGUACAAGCGGGCGACGCCGUCGUUUAAUGCAAAGAAGUUCUGCGAUCGGCGGAGGUACGUAUACUUGAUCCCUGUUUUCGCGCUCGAUCCGUCGUGUCAUCGUGAUAGGGAGAGUGUUCUAGCUAGCGUGGGAUCGGGGAAUGAGCUUGUUAAGUGUGUCGAGUGUUCGGAGAGAGGGAGGAAGGUUUUUGGUGUGAUGGGAAAGCGUAGCUUUGAGUCGAAAGAUGCGGCUGAAAGUGUUGGGAUUGGUUCUGGCAUUUCGUCGAACAAUGGGCGUUCCGUAGUGGAAAAUGAAUCUGGAACUCAUGAUUCUGAGCAGAACUCUAGUAUUACAAAUGAGAAUGUUGAAGCUCCAGAAACUGAGGUAUUGGAGCCGGUUAAUGAAGUUUCUGUGGAUGAGAUUGCAGAAAAAGGGAAUGAUAACGGUGGAAGUGGCAAUGGAAGUAGUGAAAGCAAGAAGGUUUUGGAAAGUGGAGUUGGGGAUGUUGAGACGUCCAAGGAAGAUAAAUUGGAAUGUGAGGAUGCUAGCAGCCCUGCAAAAAUCGAGCAAAAGAGCGAGUUCUGCUAUGGGGAGGGCGAGAAGGAAAGGUUUAAUCGAAUUCUCAAGUAUUAUGAAGGGACACAUAACUUUCAUAAUUUCACUACAAGAACUAAAGCCGAGGAUCCUGCUGCUAAGCGAUACAUUUUGUCAUUUAAUGCAAAAACUGUGCUCAACAUUGAUGGAAUGGAUUUUAUAAAGUGUGAGGUUGUGGGGCAAAGCUUUAUGCUUCAUCAAAUACGGAAGAUGAUCGGUCUUGCUGUUGCAAUCAUGAGGAACUUGAGUCCUGAGUCGUUGAUAGAGAAAGCUUUCGAGCAGAAGGUAAACAUUAAUGUGCCCAUGGCGCCUGAAGUUGGACUGUAUUUAGAUGAGUGCUUCUUCUCAUCAUACAAUCAGAAAUGGAAAGACAGCCAUGAGGAGCUGUCCAUGAAAUCUUAUGCUGAGGAAGCUGAGGACUUCAAAAUGAAGUACAUUUACUCUCACAUUGCCGCAACAGAGUACAAGGAUGGAGCUGUUGCUGUCUGGCUGCAUUCUUUGAACUACCGCAACUAUCCAGAUCUACGCGGAGCAGACACCACUCCUAUUCCUGAUGGAAAUAAGGUGGUGGAUAAUUGCCCAAGCUCGGAGGUAACUCCCAUUGCUGAUGGAAAUGAGGUGGUAGAAAAUUUCCAAAGCUCGGAGGAGGUCGCUCCUAUUCCUGAUGGAGAUAAGGUGGUCGAUAAUUGCCCAAGCUCGGAGGUGACUCCUAUCCCUCAUGGAAAUAAGGUGGUCGAUAAUUGCCCAAGUUUGGAGGUGGAGAACAAGGACAAAAUGAAUGUGGACGAGUGAGUGCCUUCAUUCUAAAGGUUUCCAAUAACCUUUGAGGUGCUCGUGAUUUGACUUUUAGUCUAUAUGCAUUUUGCAUUUCAUACUGUACUCUAAAACCUGCCAUCCAUCCCAUUAUAGAAAUCCAACAUGAUUUUAGUUAUGUAGGGUUUGUUCUUGAGAUCAGUUUUGAGACAAUUUUUCUGCUAUUUAUAAUGGAUUACAUUCUCAA
Molecule: messenger RNA, 2300 nt
Organism: Salvia miltiorrhiza (redroot sage)
Lineage: Eukaryota; Viridiplantae; Streptophyta; Magnoliopsida; Lamiales; Lamiaceae
Exons: 2
Coding region: 284-2092 (602 amino acids)
Biological process (GO): mRNA pseudouridine synthesis; tRNA pseudouridine synthesis
Cellular component (GO): nucleus
Molecular function (GO): RNA binding; pseudouridine synthase activity
Source: RefSeq, a predicted model, not a curated record